ACUGACCCGCCCAUCCAAGUCCAGAUGAGAAGGUAAAAAUCUCGGCUACUGGAGCUUCUGGACUUUCAAAACGAACCCAAGCGGCCCGCUGCCAUUGCUUGAGGAAACCAUGGGAGUCUUAAGCUAGUGUACGGUGCUAGUGCAUGCAGAAUACCCAAGCGAUCUGUCCCGGGCGAGGCAGGAACUAAUAUUCUCAACUUUUGUCCAUCCACCGUGUUCUCCGAGUCUUCCAAGACAAUAAGAGGCGAUCGGCGCGGCAUCCUCAAGUCGUGACCUGCCCGCUGAGAUAGGCAAGCGAGACUUGCAGCCGCUCCCGGCCUCGCGCCACGACGACGCAGAGGAGAUGGGUUUUGCUGCGUGUCCUCGGCCAAUAUGGCGAACUGAUGACUUUACCCAUUGUUUCCAGCAAGACUACCUCAAAGUCCUGCUGCCAUUGGCUAUUAUCAGCUUGUCCUUCCUUCAACUCGCGAUCCAGAACAUCUUGCGCGCCGUCAAGUUAAAGCGAAGUAGAGGGUACGAGCGCAUCGGCAAUGCUGCAGCUCCGAUAGCGCCUCCGAGUCACACGGCGCUGCCUGUCGAGGAAGAACCCGUCGACGAGAGCGACGACGAGGAAGGCCUGACAGUAAACGGUGGCCGUCUGGCCCUGGUGAAAACCACAACAAAAGGCUCAAUCGUGCAAGCCGACAGUCCUCCGGGCCAGACCUUGUCCGUCAUCGUGGAGGAACUUGCCGUUCUCGGUCUUGUCGCCGUGAACGCCGUCGCGCUGGCGACAGGAGCCUAUGGGAAGCAACGGGGAGGCAUUGCUGCCAUUGCCGGCUUGACCGUCUGGAUCUAUGUUCUCUCCCUCACCUCGCUCCGCCUUUUCCUGGGGAACACGCAAUGGCGCGUGCCACGGAUAUGGAACCACACGGCUACCAUAUACAGCUUCCAGUGGCUGUUCACCCUGGUCAUAUUCCGCUCCGUUCUGGUCCACCCGAGUUCGCAAUUGACACAGAUGCUGGUUAUUAUUGAGUUCUCCCUGACAUCGCUGCUUUUUGGAAUGGCAAUAUGCACCCGCAAGGGCAACAAAACCAUUCUGCUGGAAUGGGAGGACGGCAUUCAGCCCGCGCGCGAGAACCUGGCUUCGCUUUUCUCGCACUACACCUUCUCAUGGGUCGACUCCAUUGUAUGGGCUGGCUUCAAGGAGCCUCUGGACAUCACGAGAGUUUGGAACCUUCUUCCCAAGGACAAGGCCGCUGCCGUCCUGGCCAGCUAUCGUCAGUUCAAGAAGACGACCGCUUUGUCUUUCCAUCUUGUCAGAUACUUCAAGGGCAUGCUGGUUGCCCAGGCGAUUUGGGCUGUUUUGAGCGGCAUUCUUGCCUUCGCCCCAACCCUGCUUCUCAAGGCCAUCCUGGAAUACGUCGAGGACCCCUCGGCUGCACCAAGGAACGUACUAUGGCUCUACGUCAUUCUCCUUCCAGUGACGGAUAUCGCCCGCUCUGUCUGCGAUGGUCAAGCUCUGUGGAUCGGGAGAAAGAUCUGCAUCAAUAUACGGGCCAUUUUGGUGGGCGAGAUCUAUGCCAAAGCCCUCCGCCGCAAAGCCGCCGCCGGCAAAGACACGGUUUUGGGCAGCAAGAAGAAUGAUACACCAAAAAAGGGCAUAAUUGCAAGGGCUAAGCGGUUCUUGCGCCUCGAGAAGGAUACCAAUGCCAACCAGAAGACCACGAAUGGGACGGCAGACGGAUCAAAUGACAAAAAGACGGGCGACUCUGACGAGCAAGCCAAUCUUGGCACCAUUAUCAACCUGAUGUCGGUUGAUAGCUUUAAGGUUUCUGAGGUGACAGCGUACCUACACUUCCUCGUCGCUUCAGCUCCCACUCAACUGCUUGUUUCCGUCAUCUUACUCUAUGAGGUGAUGGGUCUAAGCGCCAUUCCAGGAUUCAUCGUCAUGGCUCUGCUGCUUCCGAUCAACAUCAUCUUCGGCAAAGCUUUCAACUCAAGCCAGAAGCAGAUUAUGGCUGCUACAGACAAACGGAUCCAUACGACAAACGAGAUCCUGCAGAAUAUCAGGAUCAUCAAGUACUUUGCCUGGGAGCAUCGGUUUGCCAAUCUCGUUGACGAAAAGAGACGAGCAGAACUCAAAGCUCUACGGAAAAGAUUCAUGAUCUGGGCAGCCGCUGUGGCGGUUUGGAACACUGUCCCCAUCCUCAUCACCUUUUUCUCGUUUCUUAUGUACACGGUCGUCGAAAAGAAGCCGUUGUACCCCUCGGUGGCUUUUACGGCCAUCUCGCUCUUCAUGCUCCUCCGCUACCCUCUCGAUCAGCUUGGGGACAUGAUUGCCCACGUCCAGGAAUCCAAGGUGUCGAUAGAUCGUAUCGAGGAGUUCUUGUCCGAGGAAGAGACAGAGAAAUUCGAACAACUGGGUACCGACAACAUCGACGAGAACGGCAAUAAGGUGAUUGGGUUCCGGAACGCUACGUUUAUUUGGGGCAGCAAAACGACCGUUGCGGAUGACGGCUCCAUGGCUUUUCGCCUGCUUGAUCUCGACAUUGACUUCAAACUUGGUAAACUGAAUGUCAUCACUGGCCCGACAGGUUCCGGUAAAACGUCCAUUCUGAUGGCGCUCCUUGGCGAGAUGACAAUCAUGAGCGGCCGGGUCUACCUACCAGGUGGUCGCAGCCGUGAAGAGGUGCGCCCUGAUCCCGAGACCGGGCUAGCCGAGACGUGUGCAUACGUUGCCCAGCAGGCUUGGUUAGUCAAUGCCAGCAUCAAGGAGAACAUCCUCUUCUCUGCGCCCUUCGAUGAACAACGAUACCGCGACGUUAUCGUUGCAUGUGCCCUGGAGCGUGACUUGGAGAUCCUGGACAACGGUGACGAGACGCUGGUGGGUGAGAAGGGCAUCACGCUCUCUGGUGGCCAGAAACAACGCAUAUCACUGGCUAGAGCAGUUUACUCCAACUCCAAGCAUUUACUGCUGGAUGACUGCCUCAGCGCCGUCGACGCUCAUACGGCCCAGUGGAUAUUCAGCAACUGCAUCAUGGGCCCGCUGAUGCGGCACCGGACCUGCAUUCUGGUGUCGCACAACAUCCCGCUCUGCGUGCCCUCGUCAGAUUACGUUGUGAUGAUGGGCAACGGCCGUGUCACCGCCCAAGGUACACCGCAAGAGCUCAUCGCGGCCGGGAAAUUUGGUGAGGAUAUCAUGCUUCCAAAGUCAAUGCCGACGUCGGCGCACAUAUCCCGCGUGCCCUCUCGCGUACCUUCUAGUGUUGGGGAUGAGAGCGGCGGCACUUUGGUCAAUGAACCGGACGGCGACCAGCAACAGGCGAAAGCCCAGGUUGCCAAGAAGGAGGUUAGGAAGCAAGACGCGAUGGAAGAGGCAAAGGCAACUGGCGCAGUGAAGUGGCCUGUCAUGAAGCUCUACCUGCAGUCCAUGGGACCAUGGUGGUUCUGGGUUGUGGCAGCUUUGGUCUUUGGCGCGCAGCAGUUUUCAGGGGUGGCCACCAACAUUUGGAUUAGGGAGUGGUCCAACCAAUACACUGACGAGGAGACGCUCAAGAUCCCGUUCAACAUGAAUUCCCUGAGCUCCUCGAGCCAGACGAUGUCUCCGACCUACUUUGCAUCGAUCGCGAGCUAUGUCAAAGGCGCUGACGCAGCAUAUUCGACGGCGGGAGCAGCGGAGGUGAACGUCAAGUACUACUUGACGGUUCUGGCCCUCAUCGGCAUCGCAGGGGCACUAUCCGCUCUGGUCAGGGAUCUGUGGCUUUUCUUCGGCUCGCUUACUGCCUCCUGGAAACUGCAUAGCCGCUUGAUGGCCUCGGUCAGCGGGGCCAGAUUCAAGUUCUUUGAUGUUACACCUCUUGGGCAGAUGAUGAACCGGUUCAGCAAGGACUUGGAGGCUGUUGACCAGGAAGUGGCUCCCAUCGCCAUCGGUGUCAUGGGGUGUGCUCUGGGAAUCGUCGUGACCGUGGUCAUCAUCGCUUACAUCACCCCCAUGUUCUUGGUUGCGGGCGUCUUCAUCACCCUGGCAUAUGUCCUUCUUGGACAGUUCUACCUGCAUGCAUCGCGAGACCUGAAGCGACUAGAAUCGGUCGAGCGGAGUCCCCUCUUUCAGCAGUUUGGAGAGACACUGACGGGCGUUACAACCAUCCGCGCAUACGGCGACGAAAGACGGUUCAUUCGAGACAAUCUUGCCAGGAUCAACAGGCAGCUGCGGCCAUUCAUCUAUCUCUGGGCUGCCAACAGGUGGCUUGCCUUCAGGACCGACCUGCUUGGCGACUGUGUUGCAUUCUUUGCUGGCGUAUUCGUCACGCUGAGUCUCGGGAAAAUCGACCCGGGCUCUGCCGGUGUCUCGCUGAGCUAUGCGAUUGGUUUCGCGGACAACAUCCUCUGGCUGGUUCGCUUGUACGCAAUGAACGAGCAGAACAUGAACUCGGUUGAGCGAAUCAAGGAGUACUUGGAUGUCGAGCAGGAGGCGGCGGCAAUCGUGGAGAAGAACCGCCCGCCAGAGAACUGGCCGUCGGAGGGUGCAGUGGAGUUUAUCAACUACAGCACGCGGUACCGCAAGGAGUUGGAUCCCGUUCUGCGCAACCUCACUUUCAAGAUUGCGGCUCGCGAAAAGAUUGGCAUUGUGGGACGGACUGGGGCCGGCAAGAGUUCGCUAACGCUGGCGAUUUUCAGGGCGUUGGAAGCCGAUGAGGGCAAGAUUCUGAUUGACGGUGUCGAUAUUGGCCUAAUCGGGCUUCGCGACCUGCGCGAGGCCAUCACAAUCGUGCCUCAGGAUCCCACACUCUUCAUGGGCACCAUCCGGAGCAACCUUGACCCCUUCAACCUGUACACCGACGAGGAAGUCUUUACAGCCCUUCGCCGGGUCCACCUCCUUCAGGCCGACGAAUUCCUGGCCGCCACCAACCCCUCGGUUGUUCCCGAAUCGACGACAGCCGCCGAUAGCGUCGCUGGAACAACAGCAACAGAGCAGUCGCGGCCGCCCUCGGCCGCUACCAAUAAGAACAUCUUCAUGGACCUCUCCUACCCGGUUACAGAAUCGGGCAACAACCUCUCCCAGGGACAGCGUCAGCUGCUGUGCCUGGCGCGCGCUCUCCUCAAGAAGCCGACCGUCCUGGUCAUGGACGAGGCCACAGCGUCGAUCGACUACGCCACCGAUUCGGCCAUCCAGGAGACGAUCCGCGAGCUGACAAGCACCAUCAUCACCAUUGCCCACCGCCUGCAGACAAUCGUCGACUAUGACAAGGUGCUGGUCCUGGAUAAAGGCCGCAUCGUCGAGUACGGCCACCCGUGGGAGCUGCUGAGAAAGCCUAGUAGCGCGGUUGGCAGCUUCAAGGCCAUGUGCGAGAUGAGCGGCGACUAUGCGAGCCUCGCGGCGGCGGCUAAGAAGGCGUAUCAGGCGAAGAUGUUGGUUGAUUUGGAUGGUGAUGGCGAGGAGCCGGGAAGGGAGGAGAGACGUGAUGAGGAUGGUGGUAAUUGUGGUGCUUCUCGGGCGGCCGAUGCAUAAGCUAGGUGUUGCCUUGAGUGCUGUUGGAUAUGUACUGUACGGAUGGCAAUGGACAUUCAAUGUGUACAUGCACGCUUGCUGUUGAUAGUCCUAGGUGGUGGGCAGUGAGGGAGAGGCCGGUUGGAGUUGGGAAGCCGAGUUGGCGUUGAAUUGCCGAGUCAGUUCUUGUUUAUUUGGCGGCCGGCUGAGAUGUAUUGUACUGUACAUAGAUACAUAAACGCAUACAUACAU
Messenger RNA from Canariomyces notabilis, 5719 nucleotides. RefSeq names its product P-loop containing nucleoside triphosphate hydrolase protein. Gene Ontology annotation, molecular function: ATP hydrolysis activity; ATP binding; ABC-type transporter activity. The transcript has 2 exons. The coding region runs from base 344 to 5488 and encodes 1714 amino acids. Gene Ontology annotation, biological process: transmembrane transport. The record is from RefSeq and is a predicted model, not a curated record. Gene Ontology annotation, cellular component: fungal-type vacuole membrane. NCBI's taxonomy places the organism in Eukaryota, Fungi, Ascomycota, Sordariomycetes, Sordariales, Chaetomiaceae.